AUGUCUCGGCGUCAGCCCUCAGAUACCUUUACUCGCUUCACCUCGAACUCGAUACACGCUUCGCAGAAACCGUCCUCAACAGCUCAGAUGAAUGGCACGGCGCCGGCUUCAGAAACGCCUCAACAGAAGGUAGCAAGACUACGAGCAGAGCUCCGUGCGCAAAGAGAAGGCGGACAACCGAGCUUCGGCGACAGAGUAGUCAUUGGAGGCCGCAGAUGGGCAGAUCGACUACAUCGAGGGGCCACUUUUGCCCUGCUAGGCUUUACUGGCAUCACCGCUGUGGUCGCUGUUUAUGGAAUGUUCAGUCUCGUCACGCACAGCAGGCGACAGAAGAAAGCUUUCAUCGAUAGUGAGCUGGACAGACUUCGAGCCGCACAGCAAGCAUUUCUGCGCGGCGAGGCCGAUGCGGAGCAACUACACCUCCUCGAACAAGAGCGUGCUGGUGAGGAAAUGGCGGCGAAGUGGAAGGACGAUCGCGAAAAACAGAAAACUCGGGGUUUGUGGCAGAAAGCCAAGGGUGUGUUUGCGGGCUCGGGUCAAGACAUGGGUACCGAAACACCAGAGGAGGCUGAGCGGCGCCAACAGCGGAAAAGCGGCAGUCGAAUAUUGGAAGAGGCUUGGGUGGAGUCAGACACGAAGCCUGCGGCCGUCAGCAAGAGUACAGUUGCAGGUGUGGGUUACGAUUCGAAAGGCCGGCCUGUGCCUGUCAACAAGAUUGAAAAGAUUGUCAGAACAGCAGAAAGCGAGAGGAGGACUGGAGAGAGGGUAAUUGAAGGGCAGGGCGCGAAGGGAGGCCUGUUGGAUGAGGUUGCUGGCAACGCCGCUGCUGCAGCAACACCAAACGGCAGCGGCUCCUGGUUUGGCUGGCUCGGAGGCAAGAGCUAA
Molecule: messenger RNA, 885 nt
Organism: Cyphellophora europaea CBS 101466
Lineage: Eukaryota; Fungi; Ascomycota; Eurotiomycetes; Chaetothyriales; Cyphellophoraceae
Exons: 1
Coding region: 1-885 (294 amino acids)
Source: RefSeq, a predicted model, not a curated record